Centruroides sculpturatus (bark scorpion) is the source of this 1976-nucleotide messenger RNA. Its product is annotated as protein odd-skipped-related 2-like. The transcript is spliced from 3 exons. Lineage: Eukaryota; Metazoa; Arthropoda; Arachnida; Scorpiones; Buthidae. The record is from RefSeq and is a predicted model, not a curated record. Bases 436 to 1398 code for a protein of 320 amino acids. Gene Ontology annotation, cellular component: nucleus. Gene Ontology annotation, biological process: embryo development; regulation of transcription by RNA polymerase II. Gene Ontology annotation, molecular function: RNA polymerase II transcription regulatory region sequence-specific DNA binding; DNA-binding transcription factor activity, RNA polymerase II-specific.
GACGCUUAAAUUCAAAAAAAUUAACUAGAGGAAUAAAGCAUUUUAAGAGUUUGGUAAACAAAAAGUCGCCACCCACGCUAAAGUGGGUGUUGGGUGGGGUGGCACCCCUUUGGGGCCACAUCGACCACCGUCCGGUGACUCCCAAUCGCCGAUGCUACCUUUAUCUACCAUUAAUUACGAGUGCACGCGUUCGGGGCGGCCGGCCACGUGACGGUACUGCGGAUGGCAUUGGACGUUUAAGUAAAACAAGCAGAGGCUCUUCUACAUCCGGGACACCGGUGGCAGUCGGCCGGAAAGUCACAGAACAGAACGGCAGAGUUGCUACCGAAGCCAGCAGUCGCUCGCACCCAAGCACAGUAGCUGUCUGAUGCAGUACCGCCUAGGCCCUGCACCGGUUGACCGUGGUACUAACUGGCCAAGAAGAGCUCGGCUAAGAUGCCCGAUAAACUACUCGUCUUAACAGAAGAUGAUCGGAGGUUUCUUCCUACACCACCUCUCACUCCAACCAGUCAACACAGCAGCCCUCCACCGGGUGCAGCACUAAAACAAGGAACCAUGUUACCCCAGUCGUCACCACCCGUUCAGCCAUUAGUCCCCGUACCUCUGCUACCUCUACCUGUACUUCGUCCGUAUUCCGAGGCGUCGGCUUUUACCACCUUUCUUCCUUCUACCUCAUCUGGUCUACAAGAAUUUCGUGCCAAGCCGGCAAAAAAGAAAUUCGACUUUGCCCACUUAGCCGAAUCAGCAACAGAACCAGACGUGCAUACGGGAUACGGCGACCAGUCAGCAUAUUCCUCGCCCUGUCCAUUAUAUGUGGGUCCGGUUUAUGCUCCGUCCCUAGCAACCAGUGUACUGUUUGGAAGACCUCCCGAUCAUUCGUCUCUUCUGGAUAGAAGGUACUAUAGAGGAAGGGUGUCCUCUAGACCAAAGAAGGAGUUUAUCUGCAAAUAUUGCCAACGCAGGUUCACUAAAUCCUACAAUUUAUUAAUUCACGAAAGAACCCACACUGACGAACGACCUUACACUUGUGACAUCUGUCACAAAGCCUUCAGGAGGCAAGAUCACCUGAGAGACCACAGGUAUAUUCACUCCAAAGAGAAACCGUUUAAGUGUAGCGAAUGCGGUAAAGGUUUCUGUCAGUCUCGUACUUUAGCUGUCCACAGGAUCCUUCACAUGGAAGACUCCCCACAUAAGUGUCCUACUUGCGGGAGAAGCUUUAACCAAAGGAGCAACCUCAAAACCCACCUCCUGACCCACACGGACAUCAAACCUUAUAAUUGCCAUUCGUGUGGCAAAGUGUUCCGUAGGAACUGCGAUCUGAGGCGUCAUACCCUGACACACAGUCUCCGACAUUUAGAAAAUGUAGUUUCUUCCAGUACUAAUCCAGCUGUUUCGUAAUAACACCAGAACUUCGACUGCUCUUGUAUAUAGAAUGUAUGGAAUGUACAGAUUCUGAUGAUGGCUGGUGUUUAUUAUUAUUAUUAUUGUUGUUGUUCAUUAUGCUUAAAGAGGUGUAGCUUUCUUGGCAUAUUUUACUUUCUAUAAUGAUUAGAACAAUUGUAGUAUGAGAGUAAUAAAAAUCUAUAGAUGUAAAAAACAACGUAGUUUGGCUCAUUAAAUAGAGUAAUAAGUGUUUAAUCCUGGACGGAAAUACGGAUUUUAACCAGGAUUAAGGAUGCUGCUACAGGAUGCUGCAGGCCCAGACUGUGGGUAAAGAGAUUGAACACCUGGCAGGGUCACGAGACCUCACGCGUAGCCAUCUGGCGGCGUGACUUGAAGUAAUGGAGAUAGAUGUACAGAUAGAAACUUAUUCUCAUCGUGGGUUGGUCGAUUAAUAGUUCACGUUUAAUUCUUAUAUGAUAUUGAAUAGAUGGCCGAAGCGCGCUAGAAGGACAACCGAGUUUUGGAGGGGAGCGCCAAACUACUGAAGAUAAUAUGUAGACGUUAUCGUUACUGUAGCAAAACGUUUGUUUUAU